This is a messenger RNA of Rhodamnia argentea, 2398 nucleotides long. RefSeq lists its product as uncharacterized. The coding region runs from base 416 to 2164 and encodes 582 amino acids. The transcript has 11 exons. Lineage: Eukaryota; Viridiplantae; Streptophyta; Magnoliopsida; Myrtales; Myrtaceae. The record is from RefSeq and is a predicted model, not a curated record.
AACAGUCCAAGCAUGGAGAAACUCCCGCCAGAAAAUGACUGACUCGACUCAGUGCACUCACUCCAGUCCCCACUUAACGAACCGAGCAUCAAAACACUGACAAAUUAAAUACUCUGUCUCUCUCUCUUUUUCCUUUUUCCCUCUUUCUUCUUUCCACACUCUUUCACUUUUCCUUUCUCCCUCUUUAUGCCAAGGUGCUUCUGAACAAAAGCAUUUUGCUUUAUCAACCCCUCAAUCGUCGGAGCUUAACUGGGCUUUGAUCUGUUGUGUGAAGUACCCUUUUCCGUUCUCCAUCCAAAGCUCUAGUCUUUCUUGGCUUUUCUAAUUUCCAUUUUUCUGGGAUUAGUUGAUCGUCCAAUGCUUUGCUGAGAAAUCACUGAAAUAAAAACUUGGCGGCCGCCCAAGAUUUCGAGAUAUGAUUUGCCUGAGACCCGAAGUCUUCGACGACGACGACGGCGACUCCUGCUUCUCUCCUCGCAAUAGCAGUAGUACGAGAAGCCAUGGCUUAGUGCUCCCUGUCGACUUGGGAGGUUCGAUACAGAGGUAUUUACGGAGAAGUGGCAGGUCAAAUUGUCGAAUGAGGAGCAAGUCGUUUUCUUCUGGCGAUGGAUGCUCGACUAAUUCUGAUUUCGAGGACAAAUGUAGCGGGCGAGAGAAAAGUGGGAAGCUUUACACUUACCGAUCCCAGCUCGAGCAAGAUAUUCAAAGAUUGCAAAAGGAGUUGGAGGAAGAGAUUCAGUUACACUUGACCCUGACAAAUGCUGUCGAACACUGUGAUCCUUCAUUAUCUGACCCAUCCAGCCAGCUUCCAGAUAAGGCCAAGGAUCUGUUAGGCGGUAUAACAUUGUUGGAGACAACGGUGGAAAAGCUUGAAAGGGAGUUAAUUGCCCUGCAACAACAGCUACAUCAAGAAAGGAAUGAGCGCCACCUUGCAGAAUACAAUCUAAGACAUUCUUCUUUCAGGGACUCAUCAGCAUCAGAGAUUUAUCCUAAUCUGACGCCUAUGUAUCCUAACGGUGGAGAGAAGAAAGAUGUGGAGAUUGGAUAUGUCAGUGGAUGGUUAGACGCGACCCAGAGGCCAAAUAAGUAUAUUCUGCAGGAGAACCUAUGGCAUCACCCUAACCAGCUGUCUGAAGAAAUGGUUUUGUGCAUGAGAGACAUUUUUAUCUCUCUAUCUGUGUCACCAAAAGACUCUUCAUCUCAAAACAUGGCUUCACCGGCUUCACCAAUGUGCCCACUCUCCUAUAACUCCGCUGCAUCUUCCUCAGACUCACCCUUAUGGACUUCACCAGCAAGGAGGUCCUCCGGCUGCGAUUUGGAAGGUAGUUAUGAUGUCUUUGCCACAGUUGAGACAUUUGAUCCUUACGGAUUUCCGGGUAAGCUGGAGUGGCCAGGAACUGUUGGAGCCUACAACACGGCAGUUCAAGUCUGUUCUCUGUCUGUUGGGAAGAAAGAACUUAUUUAUGCUGCCGGAGCCCUCAAAAGAUUCAGGUUCCUUGUGGAGCAGUUGGCCAAACUGGACCCAUCUAGCAUGAUGCACGACGAGAAGCUGGCUUUUUGGAUCAACUUGUAUAAUGCCUUGAUUAUGCAUGCAUAUUUAGCAUAUGGAAUUCCAAGAAGUGAUGUCAAAUUCUUUUCCUUGAUGCAGAAGGCCAUGUACACAGUUGGAGGGCAGUCAUUCAGUGCAGCUGAGAUUGAAUACAUCAUGCUCAAGAUGAAGCCUCCUUCUCAUCGCCCACACAUUGCUCUGUGCCUAGCUCUCCAUGAAUUCAAGGAACUCGAAGUGAAGGAAAUGUAUUCGAUUGAUCAACCGGAGCCUCUCCUUCCAUUCGCGCUAAGUUGUGGGACGCAUUCUUCACCUGCGGUCAGAAUCUUCAAGCCUGGAAAUGUGGCCGACUUGCUCAGGCGGUCAUUGAAGGACUACGUACGGGCAUCGGUCGGAAUUAGCAACAAAGGGAAGGUUAUAAUCCCGAAGCUGUUGCAUUCUUUCAUGAAAGAAAUCGGGGAGGAAGCAUCAAUGCCAGAGUGGAUCUGUCAAUUCCUCCCCGGAGAGGAGGCCAACAUGGUGAGAAAUUGUUCCUCCAAGAACAAGUGGAGGCUCCUCGGAAAUCGGAGUUUCACCGUCUCACCUUUCUCGCCAAGGUUUCGCUAUCUGUUUCUCUAGGAAGGGAGAAGCUCCUUCUGAUCACUGCGAGAUCCCGUCUUCAUUUUGGGGGUCGAGAGAGUUGGCAUCUAGGCCUUGGUUAGGGUAGACGAACUAGGAAUCAUUCAAGGUUUGAAUGAAAUGCGUUUCGAGGCGAGAAGCUGCGAGGAUGUACUAUUUUCUCUUGUUUGUUUGGUUCUGCAUCCUCAUACAGACUUACAACCAUGAUAUAGAUUUGCAGCUGCCAUUUUCUCU